This is a messenger RNA of Closterium sp. Naga37s-1, 10407 nucleotides long. Lineage: Eukaryota; Viridiplantae; Streptophyta; Zygnematophyceae; Desmidiales; Closteriaceae. The record is from the annotation of a GenBank genome assembly.
AUGAUGACGGCGGCGGAGCUGGCGGCGUCCGGCUGGGCGGACAACGGGUCCCUGGGCUGGCCGCUGCAGGUCGUGCCGCGCGAUGUGCGCGACGACUUGAAUGUCCUCGCGAGCAUGGAGAAGCAGCCACGCGCUGGCGGAUUGAUCGACAUGCUAUCCGGCCCCGUCACCCCCUCCGCCACGCCCUCCCGCCGCUUCCAGGCGCAGCAGGAGCGCGAGUGGAACGAGCGCCAGCAGCGGCGGGAGCAGGAGCAGGCGGAGGCGGGAGGGUUGCCGUUUGAGAGUAUAGUUGCGGGCGCCAGAGACAGGCGCGCGCGGCAGCACGCGCGCAGCAGCAGCAGCAGCAGCGUUCUCUGCGGCGCGAACGGCGCCGGGUUGACCGGCGUGGGAGGCGCAAACGUGGCGGAUUCGGGCGAGAUUUCCGAGAUCUCCAGGGGUUUCGGCCAGGACCAGCCGACGCAGCAGGGACAGGGAAAAUCAGCGGCGGCGCUGGCGAGCCCGCACGAGGCGGCGUGGAGUCCGCAGGUCGCGGACGCGAGCCCGUGGGGCGGGCGCGGCGCGACGCCCUCUGCGCCAUCGGCCGCGGUGGAUCACUUGCCCUCGUUAGAAGCACUCUCGCGCUCGCCCCGGCGCGGUCGCGAGGGUUAUAACAACGGAGGCGAUGAGAACUAUAGCGAGGACGAGGGGCGGUACUACAAGGUUCCGGAUAUCACGGAGUACAGGAAUCGGCGACGGCAGAGCGCGGGGAGUGCGGCGUCACCGGCGGGUAAGGUCACUCACGAGUAUUUCCGCGGCGGCGGAGUUGACGUCUCGUUUGCGGACUUUCUUGCUGCGCGCGUCAGUGCCGCUGCAGCUGCUGGUGCUGGUGGCGGCGCGAGUGCUGCUGUUGCCGGUGGCGAUGGUAGUGGUGGUGCUGGUGCCAAUACCGCAGCAGUUACUAGCGCGAACGAGGCUGAUGCGGGCGGGGAUGCACCUGGUAGUGGCGCGGCGGCGGGAAAUUGGGACACUGACGCUGACGUGGCAACUGGGGCGCCGGAACGUGAGGCGGUUCCAGCGGGAGGGGAAGCGGGAAAUGCGGGGGAGAGGGGUCACGAGAAUGAUGACUACUAUGAUUCAGAUGCGGCUGGGGAUGGCGGUGCGCCGUCAGUUGCGGCUGGAGCUGCGGCGGCGGUUGCGGUGGGCGCAGCAGCGACGGCGGGUGGGAUGGCGGCCGGGGAGACGGCGGGCGCGCAUGACGGGGACGCGCAGGAAAGUACGCGGAAGCGCGGGGGAGGGCUUGGCGGAAGCUCGCGGAAGCACCGGGCGCGAUGGGGAGUGGCGGGAUGGAGGGAUGAAGACGCGGAGGAUGGCGGGGGACAGGCGGACGAGCGCAGGGCGGAAGAGGGCAAGGCGGAGUCGAGGCGGAGUCUGCGCGCCCAGUGGAGCGCGCGGAGGUCAUGGCGCGGGGAGGGGGGAGCGCAUGGCGGACACGAACGGGGGAAGAGGGCGGCAGGGGGAAGCACGCAGGAGGAACGGGCGGGCUUGGAGGGUUCCGCCACAGGGGGAGAUCAGGAUAUGGCGGGGGAGGAGGCGGAGGGGCGGUGGGGACAGGUCAACGAAGGGCAGGAGAAGAAUGACUGGGGGACUGCGGAGGCUGGGGCCCAAGGGGAAUGGUCAGGGGGCGCGGAAGGGUAUGGGACUGGGGAUGAGGGCGAAGAGGGGGUUAGGGGAAGCGGAGGGAAGAAGGAAGGGUGGGCGGAGGGGAGGGCUUAUGGGGACGAAGAGGGAAGGGCACAUGGAGAGUGGGGAGAAGAUGGCAAGGGUGAGGGGUAUGGGGAUGAUGAUGAUGAUGGGGAUGAUGAUGGGGAUGGUGAUGGGGAAGAUGGAGGAGAUGGCAUGGCGGAGUGUGGGCAGGAUCUGGAGCGGUAUGGGCAUGGCAUGGCGCGAUGGCAGCAGCAUCAGGAGGCGGAGGAGCAUGAGGAGGCGGAAGCAAGUCCAAGCCGGGUGGUGUCAGGGAAGAGGAAGAGAGAGCAGGGAGAGGCGGAGGGGGAGGGGGAAGGCGAGAGCGAGCGGGGAAAGGGGGGAAAGGGGGGGCCCAGAGAGGAGGGUGUGAGGGACGGGGGUGAGGAAACAGGGCACGGGUACGCGUAUGGCGUAGGGCGGGGGGAGUAUGGUGGAACGGGGGAGUAUGGAGCGAGGGAGCUGUAUGGGGCGAGGGGGCAGUAUGGAGCGAACGGGCAGUAUGGAGCGAACGGGCAGUAUGGAGCGAACGGGCAGUAUGGGGCGAGUGGGGAGGAUGAUAUGGUAACGAUGGGCAUGUCAGCGGAAUGGGAUGGCGGCAUGGCUGCUGCUGCCGCUCUUAUGGCCUCUGGAGGGGCAGCGCGGGACGGCACUGCAUCAGUCUACACGGCCUCUGCCGCCAGUGCUGCUGCAUCCCCGCUACAAGCCUCUCCAUUACAAGCCUCCUCUCCCUCUCCAAGCAGCACUGCUGCAUUUUCUGACCUGUCCUCAACAAUGCCACCGGUGUUCCUCCCUCCUCCUGCUAUUCAGCAACCCACUCCACCACUCCCCACCGCCUCCCACCAGAUCGAAGACUGUGACUGCGAGGAGGACCCACUCCCCCUCGCCUCCCUCCUCCGCGCCCACCACCCGCACCUGCUCCCGCCUGCUGCUGCUGCGCCCUCCGCUGCUGCUCCCCCCCGCCCUCUCAUGCACGGGCUCUGGCGCAGAAAUCAUUCUGCCCUCACCACUGCUGCCCUUUCUGCCGCAGCUGCCGCUGCUGCUGCCGCCUCUGCUGCUGCUGAUGCGUUGUUGCCUGUCCCUCGCUCCGUACUCAGCCGCACCAUCCGGCCUGUCUUUGCCUCUACCCCUGCUCCUGCUCCUGGUUCUGCUGCCACCCACCCGUCUCCUCAUGCUGCUGAUGCUGACCCAGCUGUUGCUUCAGGUGCUUCAGGUGCGACACCAGAUGCAGGUGCUGGCAGCGAGGGUACGGAAUUAUUCGCCACCGUGGGCUUUGUUGCAGCUGCCAACACUCCACUGCCACCAAUGAAAACAACAGCUGCUGACACGGCUGCCUCAGAGGGCACUGAAAGGCUCACCGCUUUAGACGAUUUCAGAGACUCGUUUCACAAGCAAACCGCUGUAGAGUCGACUCAAGAACUCUCAAGAGCUCAAGAGCACACCCCUGAGGCAUCUACAGGGGAGCAUUUUGAGAACUCUCAAAAUACCCCUGCUGCAGCAUCUGUGGAAGCGGAUACAAGCACAGACGCUGCCACUCCACCUGCUUUCGCUACAGUCACACCACCGCAGCCCAGCGUAGCUUCGAUGCUCCCGAUCCUGGUCGCCUACGCCUCCCGACCCGGAGCCUUGGGCCGAGCCUCCAUGCUCUACCGCAUGCGCAGCACAGGCGUCGCUGCCAUGCACGCUUCUUCGGCCAAUCACGACGCGACAGCUGGCGAGGGGAUGGAGGCGGGGGCGGUGGCACAGGCGCUGGAACGAUUGGGGGAGUAUGGGGAAGGUGUGGGAGGGGGGAUGGGCGGAGGGGGAGGGGGAAGGGGCUUGGGAGAAGCGGGGGCGGGGGAUGAUGAGAUGUGGGAGUAUAGCGAGGAAGAUGCGAAUGCAGCAGCAGCAGAGGCGUUAUCAGUGUUUGGGUUUCCGUUUUCUCUUGAGGGUUUCGCUCUGGGUGGUGCUGGGGAGGAGGAAACGGUGGAGGGGGAGGCAACGGCUGUAGCAGGAGGAGGAGGAAGGGAUGCUGUUGGCUUGCCCGUGCUACAGCCGGGGGAGGUAUAUUCCAUUGGAGGUGUAUUUGAUGUGGAGGGGAGCCAGGGGGAGGCUGCAACUGAUGACGGUUCUGCUGGCUCUGCGCGUGUGGCUAGUGCUGCUGCUAGUGCUGCUAGUGCUGCCGGUGCUGCUGGUGCUGCCGGUGGUGAUGGUGAUGCUACUACUCCAGGCGAAUUUGGUGACAGUGCGAGUGUGACUGUAACCGGGGCUCAGUUCUCCUUCCACGCGGGCAGCGACGGCGUGGCAGUGGACCCUGCUGACGAGGACGGCGAGCUGGAUGAGGUGGCAGUGGAGGCGAGUCUACGUCAGCUUGAGCUGGCACUGGAGCAGGGACUGCUGCCGGAUGAGGUGGAGGCGUUGAGGAGAGAGCUGGAAGCGCUGGUGGAGAGAGGGACGCGGCGGGCGAGGAGAGGCGCGCAUGGGCAGGAGGGUGGGGAGGCGGAAAGGAGGGCUGUGGUUGGGGCGGGAGAAGGGGAGGGUGUAGGGGCGGGGGGUGUGAUGAGGGGAGAGGUGGAGAGGGAAAUGGGGGUGGGGAAAGACGGUGGAGACGAGAUGGGAGAGGGUGGCGAGGGGGAUGGGGUUGAGGUGGAGAGGGAGGGGAGUGGAGGUGAGAGGGAGGAGGAAGGGGGGAGUGAGGAUGGGGGGGGGGGAUUUGGAAUGGAGAUGGAGAGGGAUGUGACUCCGUACCAUGAAAUGGAAGGGGACAGAGAGGGCAGAGCGGGCAGGGAUGUGGGCAUGGAGGGAGGAGAGGGCAGGGAGCGGCGGGAUGUGGAGAGGGAGGGAGAAGGGGAGAUGGAGAGGGAUGUGACUGCGUACCAUGAAAUGGAGGGGGGCAGGGAGGGCAAGGAGGGAGAGAGGGAAGCAGAGAGGGAGAGAGAAGAGGAGGUGGAGGAGGGAGAAGGGGAGACGGAGGGGGAGGGAGAAGGGGAGACGGAGAGGGAGGGAGAAGGGGAGACAGAGAGGGAGGAGGUGAGAGUAGGCAGUGAGUAUGGUGGAUAUGGUGGGCAUGACAGGGAAGGCGUGGAAGGGGAGCAGAGUGUGAAGGGAACGGCUGGUGAGAUGGAUGAGGGGGUUGAGAUGGGUGGGGAGGGUGAGGAGGUGGGUGAGGAGGCUGAGGUGGGGGGUGGUGAGCAGGCUCAGGAGGCUGGAGGUGAGGAGGUGGGGUGCGGUGAGGAGGAGUGCAAGGAUGCUGAAGGUGAGAAGGCGGGAAAAGAGACGACAACCCACAAGCCUUGCUUGCCUGCCCAGCCCACUCCUGCACAAACCAAGCCGCCUCUCCCACCGUCCCUCUCUGCACACGUGGAUGCACUCUCUGCUGACCUGGACGCUGAGUCAGCAGCGGCAGUAGCGGCGGCUGCAGCAGCAGUGUCAGCAGAGGUAGAGGAGAUGGGCGGCGGCUGUAGCACCAGCUGUAGCACAGCCAGCAGCCCCAGCAGGCUAGGUCUGGGUCUCAUGGGCGGCAUGAGUAUGAGCAGCACGGGCAGUGGCGGGGGGGUGCUUGGGGGGGGAGGGAUGGGAAGCAGUCCUUUGAGUGUUACCGGUGGUGGGAUGAGCCCUGGUAGCGUUGCUGGUGGUGGUGCCGGGGACAGGAGUGGCAGUGGUGGUGGGGGAGUAAAGGAGAGAGUGGUUGCAGGGGUACCCGGGUCACAGACACAUGCACAGGGGCACAGCGGCAGUGCAGGAGGAGGCGGAGGGGGAGGCGGAGGGGGAGCAGGGGGGGAGAAGGCGCUGUACACGGUGGGGCACUGGCUGCGCCAGGUGGACAUGGCGGAGGCGGAGGGGCGGCUGCACGUGGCAGUGCGCCUCUUUGAGCUGGCCGAGCGCUGCCACGCCCAGCCCGCCACUCUGCUGCGCGUCGCCCGCUCCCAGUUCAUGCGCCGACAUCGUCACUCCCUCUCCCUCCCCGCUGGUAAUGCUGCUGCUUCUGCCGGCAGUGCUGGUGGUGCUGCUGCUGGUGGUGCUGGUGGUGGUGGUGGUGUUGGGAGCAGUGCGUUUGGUGGUGUUGGUGGUGGGGUAUCACCACUGCUCUCUCCGGCAGCUUCACCUCUUCGCACCGCCUUUGACCGCCCAUCCUCCUCCCCUCCUCGCUCCCCGCUCCCUCUCCCAUCCGCUAACCCCUCGUUCUCCCCUCUCUCCUCCCCUCCUCGCUCCCCUUCCUCCACUCCUCCGCCCCCUUCUCUCUCCACUCCCCCUCCGCCCGCAACCCCAUCCUUCUCCCCCUUCCCCACGCCCCCGCCCCCCUCCCUCUCCGCGUUCCACUGGCGGCAGCAGCCCACAGCAGGGGGCAGCGAGCGGGGCACAGCAGGGGCAGGCGGGCAGGCAGGCGGAAACGCCUCUAGCCUUGCCUCCUCUCCCCCGCACUCGCCCCUCGCUGCCACUUCCCCCGGCUCCUCCCCCCGCUCGUCCUUCUCUCUCUCCCCUGCUGACGCCCUACCUGCGCUACCAGAGUCGUUUGGGUUGCGUAGGGGGGCUGUGAGCAGGCGAUUGGUGUUUGAGAGUGGGGGGAAAGGUAGGCGUGCGGAGGAAGGGGAGGAAGGUGCGUCUGCAGCUUCGAGUGUUGUAGGGAAUCAGUUGGGGUGUGAGGGUGCAGGGGAAGGGAGGCGAGCAGGGGAGAGAGGAGAGGAGGAGCAGAGGGAAGUGGACGUAGCCGCUUUUGCAGCUGCUGCUGCUGCGGGGGGUGAUAGCAGUGGCGGUGAUAGUUGUGAUGGUGAUGGUGGUGAUGAUGGGAGGAGAGAGGAGGGAGAGGGUUUAAGUAUGCAGGGCGAUGGGGUGAAGGGAGAGGAGACGAGGGAGCAUGGAGAGGAAUGGAGGCGGGAGGAGGUGCAAGCGAGGGAGGAUGGAGGAGUGGAGAAGGGUGAGGGGAGUGUUGGGAGCGGUGCAGAGAGCGCCGGUGUGGAGAUGGCUCAGACGAGGGGAGGAGAAAGGAGGAGGGAGGGGUGGGAGGAGCAGGGGAGGGGCUGGGAGCGUGCGGACCGGGUACAGGCAUGGGCACAUGAGAACCUCCCUGGCCCCGCACCGGAAGAAAACAGGAGCGGCAAGUCCCGAACCGGAGGCAACGGCUCGUUUUCAGGCUCGGGCGCAGGCUUGGAGUUUCCAGAGGGCAGUGGUGGGAACAGUGGCGGGAGGAGACACGGAACGUUGGGCGAUCAGGCAAAGUGGGGAGAGAGCGAGGCUCGGGGCAAUGAGGCUGCUGCUGCUGCUGCUGCUGCUAGCGCUACUGGCGCUGGUGUUGGUUCAAGUGGCUCUGGUGGUAGUGCAGCUGGUGUUGGUGCUGGUGCUUUGGGUGGGGUUGAGGCAAGCAGAGUGCAUGACGAGCCAAAGGGGAGGAACAGAGUGGAGCGAGAGGAAGAGCUGAAGGUACCAACGAAGGGUGGUGAGAGCGAGGAGGAGAGAGAGGAAGCGGGAGAGAGAGCAGUGGAGAAGGAGCAAUACAGAGAGCGAGAGAUAGAAGGAAAGGUGCGGGAAACCGAAGGGGACAGAGAUGAACCCAUACCAAGUCAAGCCACAGCCGCAGCAGCGGCACCAGCAGCAGCAGCAGCAGCAGCCGCAGCAGCGGCAGGGAGAAGGGUGGCGGUGAGAGAAGGGAGUGUGCUGGCGAAGCUGAAGCGCGCCACAGCCCAGCUGAGGCAGCUCAGGGAGAAUUACCUGGGGGAGGGCCAACCUGGGGAGGCUCAACUGAAAGAGGAUCAACAGGGGAAGGCUCAACUGAGGGAGAUUGCAGGUGAGGGUGCUGCUGCAGCAGCAGUGGAAUCAGCACCUGCAGCAGCAGCAGCAGCGCCACCUGCCAUGCCUGCAAGGUCUUCCCUCCAGUCGUCCAUCCCCCUCUCUGCCUCUGCCUCCGCUGCUGCUGCUUCAGCCGCUGCUCGCCUUGCCGCUCGCACCAGCAGCGCCAGUGGCAGCAACGCCAACCCUCUGGAGGCAAGGAGUCUGGCUUCAGCAGCAGGGACAGGUGGAACACUCCCUUCAGCCGGAAUAAAGCCCUUGACACCUGCCGCUGCUGCUUCCCAGGGAGGAGGCACCUCCCUGCCAGGCGCUACUGCAGCUCCUCUUGGUGGUGCAGCAACUCUCGCACGGAUCUCCAUCCCAGGCCUCACUGGGUCAACACCAGGCCUCACAGGGUCAACACCAGGCCUCACUGGCCCAGCACCAGGCCAAGGCUUGUUCGGGUUAGGCCCUGUUUCAAUGCCAAUCUCAAUGCCGGUCUCAGGACCGCAUUCAGGGCUGGUUUCAGGGCCGGUUUCGCCAGGAGCGAACGCCCCUGCGUCUCCCUUUGCCCGCGCGUCCUCCUCCUUCUCCCUUGGCCGCAUCCCCUCCUCCGAGUCCCUUCGUACUGAUCCUACCUUUUCUGUUAACGUUCGGAGGUCCGGCUCGGCCCGAACCUCGGCCUCGGCUGCGGAGACCGAGCCUAGCGAAGGGAUGGUGGAAGGAGGGAUGGAUGGGGGGAUGGAGGGAGGGAUGGGAGGGGAGGUUGCAGGGGAUGGUGGGGAUGGGGGAGAGGCGGAUGCUGAGAGCAGGGAGAGGGCAGUUGGAGGAGGAAGGGAGAGCAGGGCGGAAGAGGAGGAAGGGAGGGGAGUGAGGGAAGCUGGGUCCAGCCCGGAUGUGUUGACAGAUGGCAGUGUGGAGGGCGGGGAAGAAGAAGGGGACAGGAGGUUGCGAGCGGAAAGAAACCAGCCUCUUUCAUCUGCUGCUGUUGCUGUUGCUGUUGCUGUUGCUGUUGCUGUUGCUGUUGCUGAUCAUCAUGCUGAUGUUGGUCCUCCAGAAGCUGACGAUGCUGAUGAUGCGGAUAAUAAUGCUAAUACCAGUCUGGGUGAGGCUGUUGGAGCUCCAGACCCCAACCUCUCGUCAACUUCUGCAGCUGCUGCUGCAGCUGCUCCUCCUCCUCCUCCUCCUCCUCCUCCUCCUCCUCCUCCUCCUCCUCCUCCUCCUCUUCCUCCUCUUGCAUCCUCCCCCAUUUCAUCACCACACCACACCCUCGCCUCCCUCGCCUCCUCCCCAGCGUUCAUCCCUCCUCUCUCCCUUGACGCCACUCCUGCCAGCAGUGUACUCCCCGACCCUGUUGCGUCUCUUCCUGCCAGACCUACUGCGGUCCCUGCUGGCAAAACGACUCCUGCUUUCCCUGCCGCAGCUCAUGUAGCUGUUGGUGCGAGUGGUGUGGGUGGUGGUUGUGCUGCGAGUGCCGCUGGCAUUGGUGCAGGCAAGUCCCGCUCGCCCCCUCUCUCUUCCACCUCCGCUCGCUCCUCUGCCCUCUCGCCCACCUCUCGUGCCUCAAGAGCAGCGGCAGCUCAAGGCAGCCAGAGGGAGAGCACAGAUGCUCAUGCACCUGCACUAGCAGCACGAGUCACGCCAGUCGUAGCAACUGCAGACGCAGCAGCAGCACAACCAGCAAGAGCACCAGUCACGCCACAGACACCAGCAGCCAUGACUGCUGCUGCUCCAGCAGGACCAGCAGCCACGGCAGCAAGACAGUCCCCCCACACUCUUCUGGGAUCAGCCGCAAAAUCAACUACGGCAGUAGGUGGAAGGGCAGCUACGGCUGCUGCGCCUGCCCUGGCUGCUGCAAGUGGAAGGGCAGUGAGCGCAGCAAAGCAGGCCCCUCGAUCGCCUCCCUUUGGCUCCUCCUCGCCCCGCUCCACCUCCCCCAAUCCCUCCUCCACCGCUCCGCACUCCUGCUCCCCUGUCAAGACACGGACCUCCCUCUCCCACGCCCCCCAUUCCCCUCCCACUCGCCCCCGAUCUCCUACUGCCUCCCGCUCUCCUCCCCUUGCUCCUCGCUCUCCUCCGCUCUCUGCUCGCUCUCCUCCGCUCUCUGCUCGCUCCCCUCCCCGCUCUGCUCGCUCUCCCCCCCUCUCUGCCCGCUCUCCUCCCCUCUCUAAUCGCUCUCCUCAUCGUCAGCAACAGCAGAAGCACCAGCAGCAGCAGCAGCAGCAGCAGCAGCAGCAGCAGCAGCAGCAGCAGCAGCAGCAGCAGCAGCAGCAGCAGCAGCAGCAGCAGCAGCAGCAGCAGCAGGGUGGCACCAGGCAUGCUGACAGCAGGGCAGCACCUGGACCAGUCGAGACCAUUCGUGACUCUCCUGCUGAGGCAGGUGCAUCUGGGGCAGGUGCAUCUGAGGCAGGUGCAUGUGAGGCCACGUGUGGGGUCACAUGUGGGAUAGGCACGCAUGCGAUUGGCACAUCUGCGGGAGGUAUAUCUUCGCGGUACAUGGCAUCUGCCCUGGCAGCAGCAGCGCCGCCCACCUCGCCCGCCAUUGCCAUGGCUAUGGGUGGCAGUCCAAGGGCAUAUACCCACUCUAUGCGCGGAUCGGGCGGCAUGGGCGGCAUGGGCGGCAUAGGCAGCCCUUCAGACAGCACCCAGAGCUCUCUGCUGCUCCGAACCAGCGGCAGCUGCGGCAGCGGUGGCUUCGCCCUGCCUGCUGCUGUUGCUGGCAGUGCUAGUGGGGGUGCCGAGAGGAGGGGGAGGAGCAGGGAGCAGCAGAUGGCAGCGAUGGUGGAGAAGUGGCCUACGAGCCUCAGAGGCAGUGGUCCUGCUGCGGGUGUGGUGGGGCGAGUGGGGGAGACGCAUAGGGGUGCAGGUGCCAGGGCGAGGCCUGCUUGGGGUAGUGGGGGUGGGUCGAAACCGGCUUGGGGCAGUGGCUCUGGAGCGAGGAGGUGA